CAAAACAAAGAAAGAAAAGAAAGCAAAGAAAGAAAGAAAAGCAAAGAAAGAACAUGAUGAGUAACUUUGAAUCAAAUGAUAUAGUAGUACCUCCUUCAUUCGAUCAACCCAUUCAAUCCAACCACCACAACCCAAACCAACACCAUCAUCAAAAGAAUUCAGUUCAAUUUCCAACUCCACCUGAUUCAGCAAUCUCAUUAACUUAUUCAAAUCAAUCUACUUCAAUUCCAACUUCAGCUGUCUUAAUCGAUAAAUAUCUAACAGCUUAUUCAAAUCAACUUAUCUCAGAUUCAUCUCAUCAAGAUCAACAACAAAACACCAUUGAAUUCCCUUUAUCAUCUUCUACUACUCUCAAACGAAAAGCCGAUGUUCUCUUACCUUCAAGUUCUUCUAAACAUCUUACUAAUCCUAAUAUCAAUCGUAGGACAGAUGAACCGAUUCGUGCAAUGCAUCGUUGGUUAAUCAGAACGUAUGAAUCAGAUCAAAGUAGUGUGGUACCUGAAAUCGAUAUUAGAGUCAAAUUUAAAGGUUUAUGUGAUAGAUUAGAACGUACAAGAAUGAUUCAUUUGGAUCCUGAACCCAUGGAAUUAGUUAAAGAAGUCUUUCCUGGAGUAGCUCAAGAAAUUAGAGUCAUGCAAGGUUCGAUUAGAUCAAAUGAAGAACAUGUGAUACGUGGACUUAGGUACAGAAGGAGGGUAGAUUCAGAUUGUCUUGCUCAAUUAGAUUUAAGAAGUUCGAUUCCACUCGAAUUACAUUCAAGUCAAUUAAUCGAAGCCUUACGUGAAAGAGUUAAUGAAUUAGAAGAUGAAUUAGAAUUCGAAACUGAGAUUAACAAACGAGCCAGAUUGAUGAGUUCAAGACGUGAGAGUGAUGAGAUGAUCCGUCAAACCGGUUCUUCUAGUUUUACCAUCGAUGCUCAAAGUGAUCAUUCGACGAAUGCUACUUCAGUUCAUUCCAUUGAUACUUCUUCUAUGUCUUUGGCUGAAAGGAUUUGGACUAGACUGAAGAUCGAAUGUCGGGCUAGUAAUGUUCGUUUUGAGGAAGGAAAAAAAGUGACGAUCUCAUGGUAUGACGAAGUACAAGAAGCCGACUUCAAUGCCAUAGUCCCAUUCCAAACCUCCAUCAAACCCAAUCGAAAACCACAUUCCAUCAGAAUCAUCAACUUAACAUCCGAACAAAUCAAUGAAGAACUCUUUUCGUUUAAUUCAGGUCUCGGUUUAGUUGGAAAUCAUUGGACAUACUUGAAAAACAAAGGUAAAAACAUUUAUCUUUUAAAGAAAAACUUUAAGUGUGUUGGUUUGAUGGAUGUGAAAGCCGAAGAAGGUGUGGUGACUUAUUCUUCUCAAACUUCUCAAGCAACUUUUAAUUUUUCGGUUGGAUUAACUAAUUCGUCUGCAGCUUCAUCAUGAAGAUGAUCAAGGAGAAACAAAACUUUUUAAAAAAUCUUGAUGGAAAUCAAAAAAGCCACAAAACCAAACCAAACCAAAAACCAAACCAAAACAAAACAAAACAAAACAAAAAGCCCAGGUUAUUUACCUUUUUCAAAGGAUUUUGUUGUUUGAUGAAAAAUCAAUAAUUUCUUUCAAUUCCUUCUCUUUACGUUUUCUUUUCUUUUCGAAUUCUUCGUUUUUUUUUUCUCAUUCUAAUCUACGAUGAUGUGUGAAUCCUUUGUUUUUUUUUGCGCUUCUUAUUCACGAUUAUCAUGACUUUCAUUUAUUUUUUGAUUCCUUGAUAUAUUUAGUAAGAUCUAUGUUUGUGUUUGUGUGGUUUGUGUGUUUUUGUGUUUUUGUUUGGGGUUUUCAUUUUUUUUCAAAACUAUUUUUGGUUUUUUAGAUUGGAUUUGGAUGAAGAAAAAGAAGUAUUGGGACUUGGAGUGAAUGUGAUUUUCAUUUGUUUUCAUUCUUUUGAGUGUAUUUUUUUGUUUUUUAGUUUUGAGUUUAUUUGAGAUUAGAUUUUCAAGGGGAUCAGAAAAAAGGGUGAAAAAGAAGAGUUAAAAUGGUAAGAAAUGGAAAAUGAAAUGAAAUGGAAGAUGUGUUGUGUGUUGUGUGUUGU
Molecule: messenger RNA, 2052 nt
Organism: Melampsora larici-populina 98AG31
Lineage: Eukaryota; Fungi; Basidiomycota; Pucciniomycetes; Pucciniales; Melampsoraceae
Exons: 6
Coding region: 54-1409 (451 amino acids)
Source: RefSeq, a predicted model, not a curated record